CCGCGGCUGGAAGAUGGCGGGGAACGACUGCAGCGCGCUGCUGGAUGAAGAGCUCUCGUCCUUCUUCCUCAACUAUCUCUCUGACACGCAGGGUGGGGAAUCCGGGGAGGAACAGCUGUGCGCUGACCUGCCGGAGCUCGACCUCUCCCAGCUGGACACCAGUGACUUUGACUCAGCCGCUUGCUUUGGGGAGCUGCAGUGGUGCCCGGAGACCUCAGAGACAGAGCCCAGCCAGUACAGCCCUGAUGACGCCGAGCUCUUCCAGAUUGAUAGUGAGAAUGAAGCUCUCUUGGCUGCGCUCACCAAGACCCUGGAUGACAUCCCUGAAGACGAUGUGGGGCUGGCUGCCUUCCCGGGGCUGGAUGAAGGAGACACACCAUCCUGUGACCCAGCUUCACCUGCCCCCUUAUCUGCGCCCCCCAGCCCCGCCCUGGAGAGGCUUCUGUCCCCAGAGUCUGAAGUGGAUGAGCUUUCUAUGCUGCAGAAGCUCCUCCUGACCACAUCCUCCCCAACAGCAAGCUCUGACGCUCUGAAGGAGGAGGCCACCUGGUCCCAGGCCAGCCUCAGGUCCAGAAGCCAGCGGCCUUGUGUCAAGGCAGAUGGCAUCCAGGACAAGAAGAUCCCCAUGCUGCGGUCUCAGAGUCGGCCUUGUACAGAACUGCAUAAGCACCUCACCUCGGUGCUGCCCUGCCCCAAAAUGAAAACCCCCACCCCACGCCCAAGUACUCAGCUCCUCUCCAAGGAGGAUGAGGUGGUGGGGGAGGAUUGCCCGAGCCCCUGGCCAGCUCCAGCCUCUCCUCAAGACUCCCUAGCACAGGACAGGGCUAGCCCCAGCUGUGCCCAGGCUCCCCAGGAGGAUGUGAGGUCCAUGGUACAACUCAUUCGCUACAUGCACACCUACUGCCUGCCCCAGAGGAAGCUGCCACAGUGGGCCCCAGAGCUGGUCCCCCAGCCCUGCAGCAGCCCCUCCAGGCAGGUCCCACCCCGGUCCCGGCAUCCCCCCAAAGCCAUCUGGACUGAGUUCUCUAUCCUAAGGGAACUUCUGGCUCAAGAUGUCCUCUGUGAUGUCAGCAAGCCCUACCGCCUGGCCACACCUGUCUAUGCUUCCCUCACACCCCAGUCCAGGCCCAGGCCCCCCAAAGACAGUCAGGCCUCCCCUACCCACUCUGCCAUGGCGGAAGAGGUGAGAAUCACAGCUUCCCCUAAGAGCACUGGGCCUAGACCCAGCCUGCGCCCUCUGAGGCUGGAGGUGAAGCGGGAUGUCAGUCAACCUACCAGGCAAAAGCAGGAGGAAGAUGAGGAAGAAGAAGAAGAGGAGGAGGAGGAGGAAGAAAAAGAGGAGGAGGAAGAGGAGUGGGGCAGGAAGAGACCAGGCCGUGGCCUGCCAUGGACCAAACUAGGGAGGAAACUGGACAGUUCUGUGUGCCCCGUGCGGCGUUCCAGAAGACUGAAUCCAGAGCUGGGCCCCUGGCUAACAUACACUGAUGAGCCCCUAGGUGCUCUGCCUUCGAUGUGCCUGGCUACAGAGACCCACAACCUGGAGGAGGAACUGGGCAGCCUCACAGAUGAUAGUCAAGACCAGCAGCUCCCCCAGGGAUCCCAGAUCCCAGUCCUGGAAAGUCCCUGUGAGAGUGGGUGUGGGGACACAGAUGAGGACCCAAGCUGCCCACGGCCCCCUUCCAGAGACUCCCCCAGGUGCCUCAUGCUGGCCUUGUCACAAAGCGACCCUCUUGGCAAGAAGAGCUAUGAGGAGUCCUUGACGGUGGAGCUUUGUGGCACGGCAGGACUCACUCCACCCACCACACCUCCAUAUAAACCCAUGGAGGAGGACCCCUUCAAGCCGGACACCAAGCACAGCCCAGGCCAAGACACAGCUCCCAGCCUCCCCUCCCCUGAGGCUCUUCAGCUCCCAGCCACCCCAGGGGCCUCCCACAAGCUGCCCAAGAGGCACCCUGAGCGAAGUGAGCUCCUGUCCCACCUGCAGCAUGCCACGGCCCAGCCGGUGUCCCAGGCUGGGCAGAAGCGCCCCUUCUCCUGCUCCUUUGGAGACCACGAUUACUGCCAGGUGCUCAGGCCAGAGGCUGCCCUGCAGAGGAAGGUGCUGCGGUCUUGGGAGCCAGUUGGGGUCUCUCUUGAUGACUGGCCCCAGCAGGGUGCCUCCCUGCCGACUGAAACAAAGACCCCUAGGAGGGAGACAGAACAGAGCUGUGACUCUACCCCUAAGGACAGCAUGCAGCUGAGAGACCAUGAGAUCCGUGCCAGCCUCACAAAGCACUUUGGGCUGCUGGAGACUGCUCUGGAGGACGAAGACCUGGCUUCGUGUAAAAGCCCCGAGUACGACACCGUGUUUGAGGACGACAGCAGCAGCAGUGGCGAGAGCAGCUUCCUGCUGGAGGAGGAAGAGGAGGGAGGGGAGGAGGAGGAUGAAGGAGAGGACUCGGGGGUCAGCCCUCCCUGCUCUGACCACUGCCCCUACCAGAGCCCACCCAGUAAGGCCAGCCGACAGCUCUGUUCCCGCAGCCGCUCCAGUUCUGGUUCCUCAUCCUGUAGCUCCUGGUCACCAGCCACCCGGAAGAGCUUCAGACGUGAGAGCAGAGGUCCCUGUUCAGACGGAACUCCACGUGCCCGGCAUGCCAGGAAGCGGCAGGAAAAGGCCAUCGGCGAAGGCCGUGUGGUAUACAUUCGAAAUCUCUCCAGUGACAUGAGUUCUCGGGAACUGAAAAAGCGCUUCGAGGUGUUCGGUGAGAUCGUAGAGUGCCAGGUGCUGACGAGAAGUAAGAGAGGUGAGAAGCACGGCGUCAUCACCUUCCGGUGUUCGGAGCAUGCUGCCCUGUCCCUGAGGAACGGCGCAACCCUGAGGAAGCGCAACGAGCCCUCCUUCCACCUGAGCUACGGAGGGCUCCGGCACUUCCGCUGGCCCAGAUACACUGACUACGAUCCCACAUCAGAAGAGGCCCUUCCCUCAUCAGGGAAAAGCAAGUAUGAAGCCAUGGAUUUUGACAGCUUACUGAAAGAGGCCCAGCAGAGCCUGCAUUGAUAUCAGCCUUAACCUUCGAGGAAUACCUCAAUACCUCAGACAAGGCCCUUCCAAUAUGUUUACGUUUUCAAAGAAAUAAGUAUAUGAGAAGGAGAGCGAGCCAAUGAGCGAGCGUGAGAGAACACACGUGAGAGAGAGAGAGAGACUUGAAUCUGCUGUUGUUUCCUUUUAAAAACAAAUCAAUGUUUACAUUGAACAAAGCUGCUUCCGUCCGUGAGUUUCCAUGGCGUUGAUGUUCCACUGCCACAUUAGUGCCCUCGCUUCCAGCGGAUCGUCCUGGGUGCACCUCCAAGUGCUGUCAAUCAUCCUCUGCCCGUCCCGCCCGACUGACUUCCUUCUGUAGACUUGAGCUAUGUCCCCCAUAACAUCUUCUGUCUGUAGCGUGUGAUGAUGAAAUUGUUACUUGUGAGUAGAAUCAGGAUUAGAAACUCAUUUUUAAUUGAAGAAAAAAAAGUAUAUCCUUAAAACAAAUGUAUUUAUGGCUCAGAUAUACUGUGCCUGGGGUUAUUGUAUUGCUUCCUCCAUUGUUUAACUAUGCACUGUCAUGAGGUGUUUGCUACUGAGCUGCACUGCUCCCCUGGUUGUGUAGUACUAGAGGUGCUGGGUGGCCAGUACGUCCGCAGGAAAAAUUGGCUUGCAGUCACAAGUAGGAAGAGUGGAGAGAGGUAGCCAGGUAUGCUCUACCGAGUCCUGGUUGGUAUCUUUAAUUUUGAGUGAGUUCCACUCAAGUUGUGAUGAGAAUCCCUUUCCCCUGUCCGACUCCCACUUGGAGAGUGCCUGUCUGGAGAGCCCAGAGCCGUGAGUGUCUGUAAGGAAGGUGGAACAAGCUGCAUUAGACCCAUUCCACAGGGAGAGAGGACAGCACCCUGUGAGGGGAAGUAUCUUGCCCAGGGUCCCAGGGUCCCAUGGCCAGGAAGCAUGCAGAGCAGUGACCCACACCAAGCCUCCUGACUCUGGGCUCCAGCCUCCUGCAGCAGUUAGCAUAAAGAUGCAAAAGUCAGAGGCUGGAAGAGUGGAGUUAGCUGAGUUGAGCAGCCUAGCAGCUUAUUUGAGAACUAGGUCAACCGUUGACUCACCAGCAUUAAGGCAAAUUCAAGGUUCAUUCAGCACAGGCUCAGGUGUUCCUCAGCUUUGGUCCUCAGUGCCCUGUGACUUGCCCUGCCUGUAGAUACCCCUCAAGGCUUUGAGACACCCACAGGUGGUACACAGACUUCACCUAGGAGCAGCAACUGGUAGACCAUCCCGUAUCUGGCUGCUGUCCUUACUGUCCCUCCUCUGUAAAGGGACAGAGUGGGGGGUGGGCACGGCACUCUCAUGGAGCGUUCAUGGUGGGCUCCUCUUCAGACCGUUAUGACUACUGUCAAAGUCAUAUCCAGUGUGACAUCCUCUGGGCUCCUAGGGACCCUUCAUGAGGGAGAACCAGCUAGGCAUAGUAUCCAUUCGAAUGCUUCGUUAUAUAUAGAUCAAUUUCUCCUUGGUCUUGUGACAUUUUCUUUCUUUCAUCCCCCCCCCAUGUUCUGCCAAAUAAGCAAGUUUGAAGGUAAAUAACUUAUCAAACUAAAUUAAUCUGCUGCUAAUGCCAGGCUUAUUCCUUUGAGAAUUUGUGGGUUUUGUUUUUUUUUUUUUUUUUUUGAUUUUCAAAUACCUCAGUAAAGAACGUGAAGCUUGAUCUUAUACUUGGUGUCGGGAAAACUCUCCACCCAUAGAUAAGGCUGGAAGAGACUAGCUUUAGCAGAAUAGGGAAACAGGAUCUGGGUGUCAAAUCUGUUGGCCUCCCUAAACCCCAGUUUCCUUUUCUGUGAAAUAGACUGAGGGGCACAAUUAGGCAUCAGAUGUCCUAGCUUCUGCUUAGACAGUGUCUAGUCACAGUCGUGACUCCCACAUCCUUGGUCAGUGCAGGCAUACUUAAUUGAUCAUAACACUAAUUUUUUUAGCCUGGUUGUGCAAUUAGAAUCUUCAACAGUGCUCUUUCUGGUCAGGCAUUACUAAUUGGUUGAUAUUUCAUUUAUCUGACAUCCUGACCUAGUGGUAGUCUUUGGGAAACUACCAUUGUAGAGCCAUAUGCUGGCUGGUUUUUGUGCUGGCCCAUCCUUGUCCUGAGUUGAUCCCUAAGGGGAAAUAUGCCCUUGAAGCCAUUGCUUGGCAGAAGACUUCCCAAUACUGUUGCAAAAUACAAGAGUAUAGAGAGGGGAAGGUGAAAUAGCAAACAGGAAUAUAAUUGGAGAAGGGGUGGCUCCUAAGGAUAGAUACAAAAAGGGACUUUUCACAGCACAAACCCAAACAUUCCACACUCCUUUAUAGUUGUUCAUUGCCCAGCAUACGGUGGGCACGUGGAAAAUGGGUAUAGAAUGGAACCAAAUUAAAGUUCUUCAGUUGCAUCCACUAAAACUUGGGCUCUAAUCACGGGAUAAAGUGAGUGUUUACUGAAAUUGCCUGAUGGAAGAGGAAUUAGAUUUAAUCUGAAGAGUCAUUUGAAUUCUGACCCCACCAAGAACUUCUCUUGUGGUUUCUUGAGUCCCUUCUUUCUGAGCCUCAGAGUGUAGGAGUUGUCUAGAAAACCCUGGGCUCUUCCUAUUUGUUUCCACAGUUAGACCUGGAUAGCUGUUGGUUGCUGGAGUAAAGAACAAAUUCUUAGCAAACAGUUAAGUCUCUCUUUCCCCAGCCAGGGUUAACUGAGCUACUCAGUCAGUUCCCUCAAAGUCACUUAGAUGUCGGCUCUAGAGCAGAGCAGAGCCUUGAACCUGGCACUGAUGCCCACCAAGAGUUUCUGGUAUUCUCCACUCACCCUCUCAUAAAACCAGACUCCCAGCUCUACAAAUGACCAGCCCUGUAGAUGAUCUCUCUCUGGAAGAUUCACUCGGUGCUGCAUAUAAUUUACCAAGGAGAUGGUCAGGCCCCCUCCGAGACCACGAGACCGCCUUGGUCUCUUUCCCAUCGAAUCAAGGAGGAACCUAGAGGGAGCAGCUGCUGCUUACUGGCAACCAUCUCACUGUAGCUGUCCUCAUGCGUCUCAGUGAUGUUUACGUGUGAUCACCAUUCAGGCUCCGUGUCAUCUCUGUGCUGUGCUGGUAUUUUCCUAGAAAUGUCCAAUCCAACCACUAAGUGGAAUUCUUCCAUCUCCUUCCUGGGUCAGUACAAGGCUGAAUGACAGUCCUCUGGGGUGGGGGUGGGGCAUGACUCUGGUUACUGAAGGAGAAUGCAUCAAAUAGGUGCUAUGAGAGGAAGGAAUGCAACUAAGGUCCCUACUCCCAUCCCCCUGGCACACAUUGUGGCCCCCACUAGAAAAAUGCUUUGAGUCAGGAAGUACCCAUCCUAUGCCUGUGUUUAUCUGUUGAUCUUGUAUCAUCUGGUGGAUAGCAAGCCUCCAGGGGUGGGAGGAGCGCUCCGCGCCAGCCGCAAAGACUUAACCCUCAAAUCCUAAUGUGGUAAGACUUUUACAGUAAGAUGUCUUUUGUGACCUCAGGCCUUCGAGGUCAGUGUUUUGGGGGAAGAUGUGAGGCCACUGCCGAGGCCACUGUGCAGGUAGCAAAUGGAGGGAAAGUGCAGACAACUCUUUUGGCAUGCGCAUGCGCGGCCAGCUCUAGUCCGGGUCUGUCCCAGUCCUUGAGUUCAAUUCGCCUCUCAGCGGAUCCUGCUGCUGCAGAAGCAGGGCACCUCUCUCUGUACCCGGGUCACCCUAGAGGGUGUGUGAUGUGAUUCAUUGAGGUCAAAAGUAUUUUUCUUGACAUUUGCUCUUCAGCGAUUGAGGUCAGCUUGAGAAAGCCAUAUCCCAGGAUCACGUGUGGAAAGGGAUUGGGUAUGUAGUCGUAAAUAGAGUGAACCUGUUGGUGUCAUUAGCCAAAGAAAAAGGGAUGCCUUCAUCCUUCCCACUGGGGCAGAAGGAAACUAACCAGUACUUAUGUGCAAUAUGUUGACGCUACUCUCCAAAUCCCUGAGGGUUUUGCACUCAGGCGAGCUCCAGGGCUGAUUGAAGAGUCUGGGGAUACAGGGUAAGCGCAGGGAGAGCCUGGGAUAAAAACUUUCGCGUACAGAAAUGGCCUUGAGCUAGAACGGAUGGAAGUGUGGGCGGGGUGUCCCUGACGCUAGCUGCUGGCCCGGACAUCCGGGACAUCCAGGACAUCCGGGAAGUAGCUAGUCAGACACUUGCACUAGUUAAUGAAAGCACUUUCAGAAACCUGACACUUCCGCCUUGUUCCACAUUCUCCUCUGGCAAAUAUGUGUAUCCUUUAUCUGUGUGAGGUGCUGUCCUAAAGGCUGGGUGAGGGGAUGGGGACGGAGGGGGGGGGCAGCGUAAGAAAGAAAAUGGGCAUCUUUCAAGGCAGUAGUAGCCUUGAGAGAGUCUGUACCUCUUCCUCUUCACUGGAAGCCCAAGAAACAGAAUGAUAUGGGUUUAUAUCUUGGUACCCACUUUUGUAAAGAAAAAAAAAACAGCCUAGCCAAUUGCAACACUUUGUGGCGCAAUCAUUUCACACUAAGUUUCUUACUUGCUGUCUGACCUUUGGCCCCUGUUCCCUGAGCUAGCGAAUGAAACUAUCCAGUGAUACAGCAUUUUUAUCCUGAAGCCAGGGGGAGCCCAGAGUUCCACUCUCUGGCUAGCUCAGGGUAUGCAUUGGGGGCAGGGGUGAGGCACUUUCCACAAGGUUGUCAGCCUCCAACAGGGUGAGAUCCACAUAGUCCUGGCUGAGGUGCCUAACAUGAAGAGGCUAGCUUACCAGGACAGACCCAAGCCAUAGUUCCUUGUGGGGAUGGUAAGGAGUUAACCCCUCAUCAGGCUCGUUGACAACUUCCAGUCUUGCGUUAGCCUUGUCGUCAUCCCCACCGAACAGCUUUUAAUCUGAAUGUUGUGACCACUUGGCCGUCUCUUGCUUGCUUGCAGACAAUACUAGCAAUACACUUGUUUCCCCAAACAGCUCAGCUUAGACAGUUUUCACACAUUGUUUUCCAGUGAUUGUAAAAACACAUGGGGCAACAGGAGGCAUGGAUCACACUGCAUAUGUUUAGGGCAGCUUUUGUUUUUCGAAUCUUUAAUGGUAUAGCAGCAGUGACCAAGCCUUUGGGAUUUGGGGAGACAGAUCUUCACGAAGCCAUUUCAUCAGGAUGCCUUGCACGUCAGAAGGAGUACGGACAUCCCAAUACCCAAAUGGAGGGGCUUGCAACCUGUGAUUUUGUAGAUGAUCUGUCUCUACUGUACAACAGCUCCUCUGAAAGGUAUUCAUGUGGCUCCAACCCCUCCGUGCCAUAUAUUUUUUUUUUUUUUGUCAAAGGAUUCUCCAAGGAAGCCUCAGCAAGCCUCCUUGCUCCCUUUCGCUGGCCUUGGGUAGUGUCCUUGUGGAGGGGAUUAGCCAGCACUUUGCCUUAUCAAUGUGUGGUCACCAGUCUAGUGGUCAAAGACUGGUGUCCACUGGCCACCAAGAUGGAAGGCAAAAUUAAGGUCUUUUGAUCAGUCACCAUGGCGGCCAGCAUCAGCUUGGCAAUGCAACACAAUGAUACAAAUGAGUUGUCUUACUUGUUCAGUACCAACUCGGAGCAUCAGCAACUACCUAGAUGCCUAUACAGUGCGGAAAAUGUACUGGUUAUCCUGUGGUAGAGGAGAUGGGGUUGAACCCUGUGUCCAGGUGUCCGGAGUGGUUUACUCUAACUGCAAUACUGGCAGCCAAGCUGCCAACCCUGUUAAGUGAACCUCUGCUAGGUAGCUUACAUGGUACCUUUGGGACAAAGAAAUUGGGUAUGAGGAUUGGGGGAGAAGGGGCCCUGGCCAUGACCUUUGAUAUGGUCCACUGAAUAGCCAAACAGGUUUUUUUUGUUGUUGUUGUUGUUCCUGUUCUUGUUCUUGUUUUUUGUUUUAAUUUUUCUGUAAUUUGUAUUUUUAAAUCUUGUCAGGCGUUUUUGUGUUAGGAAUAAUAAGUCAUAAAUUAUUCCCACCUUGGUUUCUGAAGGGGUGUUCUGAUUCCAAUUGAAACAGGUUGGAAAUCUCAUGGGGAGCAUGGUCUGGGGAGUACAUGGGACGGGGCAGUGGAACGCUUGGGUUUCCAGGUGGUUGCUGGGGAAGAUGACCCCACACACACAGUCUGCAGUGCUGUCAAUUACAGAGUUUCACACUUGCCCCCUUGGCUCCUGAGUCCUGUUAGCACGGCCUGAGCACACGCUUCUAUGAGAAGCAGCUGCUGAGAUUGAAGACAAGACUCCCUAGCUCCCAACCCUAGUCAGGAGAUGCAGUCAGUAGCUAGCCUUAAUCGACUGGGCAAGGUAGUUCCUUUGCUCCCUCCCCGCAGUUCCAAAUCUUGGACUCAAAACCCUUUUCUCUUAGUGUGAUCUAGUGUGACCAGCAGCCUAGAGAAUUUUGAGCAAUAGGGAGCCAGGGCUUUCCCUGGCUCUGUGACAGGGUCAAACCAGGGAAUGGCUAAACUUGAGAGGUUUUGUCAUACCCAGGGUUCUACUGUAGGGGGCAUUAUGUAUUAGGGAGCUCAACAAGGUAACUGUAGCCUGGGGUAUGUGAAUGUAAGGUUGUGUUUGUGGGUGCGUGUGCGUGUGUGCGUGGGUGUGUGUGUGUGUUACAUUGAUGCAUUUCUUGAGAAAGGUGCAAGAAUUUCACCUAUACAGUGGGACACAUCUGCUUUAUUAUUUAUAAUAGAAGCUAAAAUUUAAUUUUUUAAAGGACACUGCUAAUGAUUGAAAAUCGAGUUUUUAGUUUUGCUAUUUUUUUUAAUUGGUAGAAGAUUUUUAUAUAUUUUUUUCCCAUUUCGUUGGGUUGUGUCCUUAUUUAUAUAAAUACUUUAUCCGUGAGCGGCGAGGAAGAAGACUUCUUUGCUCUUAAUUAUUGUGGUUGUCAUUGUCCCUAUUUUAUUUCCAGUGUGAUUUAUCUGUCUUACCUUCUAAAUGAGAAACUGUUUUCCUGUCUUUGUACAUUGUCAGAGUCUAUAGUUUCGUAGAUAAUUUAACCAAAUUGCUCUACGUAUUAUUAUUCUGUGACUAUAAAGUUCUAUUUUAACGUCUGUAAAUACUUCAGAACUGGUUUCUUUUCUCGGCCCCUGCUGGGAGCUAUUGUUUACAUCACAAAAGACUGUAGAAUCUCUAUGCUCAUGUACUGUAAAUAGUGACGUGAUCUGCUUAUAUAUAAACUGAACAAAUACACUAUGGAAA
Molecule: messenger RNA, 10177 nt
Organism: Chionomys nivalis (European snow vole)
Lineage: Eukaryota; Metazoa; Chordata; Mammalia; Rodentia; Cricetidae
Gene: Ppargc1b
Product: PPARG coactivator 1 beta
Exons: 12
Coding region: 14-3037 (1007 amino acids)
Biological process (GO): positive regulation of transcription by RNA polymerase II
Cellular component (GO): nucleus
Molecular function (GO): RNA binding; transcription factor binding
Source: RefSeq, a predicted model, not a curated record